AUGACUAAUAUAAAAAUAUGCAGCUGGAACGCAAACGGUUUAAAAAACAAGUUAGGAGAAGUUAUAGAAUUUAUUAGUAGAAAUAAGAUUGAUAUAUUUUUGAUAAACGAAACCAGGUUAUGUGAGAAAGAUAAGCUUAAAGUAAGAAACUAUAAUUGUAUACGUAAGGACAAAAACUAUACAGCAGGCGGGGUAGCAAUAUUAGUUAAAAAAGACUUAGCUUACCAAGAAUGCGUAGUAACUAGUACUAUUGAAUGUAUAAUUAUUAAACUAGCAAGUAACAUUUUCAUAACAGCAGCCUACAAUAGUCCUGCCAAUAAUUUUACAACUCAAGACCUAAAUUCCAUCCUUGGUAUUGGUAAUAAAGUACUCCUAAUUGGAGACCUUAAUGCCAGACACAUCACCUGGAACAAUCAUGUCAAUAAUAGAAGAGGGCUGACACUUUUUGACUACACUCUCACAAAUAACUGCAGCAUCAUUUUUCCAGAUGAACCAACUCACUAUCCUACAAACAACUCCACGCCUACCACAAUAGAUAUUGCUGUGAAUAAAAAUGUCAAUAAUGUUUCAGACUUACAAGUCUUACAUGAGCUUAAUUCAGAUCAUACACCUGUAGUAUUAAAAUUAGGAUCUCAGAAACGAAAUAGUGCCAAGAAAACAGCCUACAACUACACCGAAGCUGGUUGGGAUAUGUUCAGAAAACACCUUGAUAAAAAAAUCACUCUAACAUCAACAAUAAAAACAAAAGAUGAACUAGACCAAGAAGUACUUAAAUUUACCAAUGAUAUAAGAUGUAGCAUGGACGAAAAUAUCAAAAAAACCACCUUCAAAGAAUUGCGAGAUAAGCUUCCAGAAACUAUACUACAGAUGAUCAAGCAAAGAAACCAUCAUCGAAAAAUUUGGCAACGCUCAAGGCAAAAAAAGGACAAAGAAAAAGUAACAAGACUUACACAUCAAAUAAGAACAUCAAUAAUUAAUUAUAGAAACAACGAAUGGUCGACCAAACUAGAAAAGCUGAAUCCUCGAGACAACUCGCUAUGGAGAAUGACCAAGAUCUUGAAAAUGGAAGACAACACUAUUCCAACACUGGUCAAAAAUGGAGCCCAGGCCUUCACUGACUGUGAUAAAGCUAACUUAUUGGCUGAUCAACUUGAACAAGUCCAUAAUAUAGACCUAGAAAAUAAUACAGAUAAUCAAAAAAGCAUAGUCAAGCAGGUCAAGGAAUAUCUAGAUGUACAGGAAAAUGAAAACUGGUAUCAAUUCAUAACGUCCCCCAGAGAACUUUCAACUAUUAUCAAGCAACUACCAUCUAAGAAAGCACCAGGACUAGAUGCUAUUCAAAACAUAGUUUACAACCAUAGUAUAAAACCAACUAAUUCCACCAAGUACCUUGGAGUUCAUCUGGAUCCAAGACUUAUAUUCAACACACACAUCAAACAAGUCAUUAGGAAAGCCUUCAUAGUACAGAAAAAACUAUAUCCCAUGAUGGUUAAAGGAUCAACACUAACAGUUAAAAACAAAAAACUACUAUACACGAUGAUACUGAGGCCCAUACUAACAUAUGCAUCUCCAGUCUGGUGUGGUGCAUCCUUAACCAAUUUACUCUUGCUACAAAGGUAUCAAAACAAGUGCCUGAGACUUAUCUUAUCAGAAGGUAGAUAUACUAAGAUAUCAAAACUCCAUGAAGAUGCUGAAAUACCACUUAUCAAAGACUUCAUCUACAGACUGAGGUCUGGUGUAAAUUUCAAACGCACCCUCGCAGUUUGGCAACCACGGUGGAUCCACGAUGGAACCACGGUUGUAGUGGAUUUACUGUGGAGCCACGAUGGAACCACGGUGGAUCCACUGGGGAUUUUGUGCCGUUUUGCCAUUGCGAUUUCACCGUGGUUCAACAGUGGAUUAACUGUGGAUCUAUUGUGGUUUCAUCGUGGUUCCAUCUACGGUUUUAUAAUGGAAUUUCCGUGA
Molecule: messenger RNA, 1965 nt
Organism: Cotesia congregata
Lineage: Eukaryota; Metazoa; Arthropoda; Insecta; Hymenoptera; Braconidae
Source: the annotation of a GenBank genome assembly